Osmia bicornis bicornis is the source of this 1013-nucleotide messenger RNA. Its product is annotated as leptin receptor gene-related protein. The coding region runs from base 258 to 611 and encodes 117 amino acids. NCBI's taxonomy places the organism in Eukaryota, Metazoa, Arthropoda, Insecta, Hymenoptera, Megachilidae. The record is from RefSeq and is a predicted model, not a curated record. The transcript is spliced from 5 exons. Gene Ontology annotation, cellular component: endosome. Gene Ontology annotation, biological process: late endosome to vacuole transport via multivesicular body sorting pathway.
UGCUGUAUUAAUGUAAUAAUCGUAAUAAAUGUGAAGAUUCGCUGUUACAUUUUUUUUAUUACUUUUAAAUUUAUGCUACAGUCAUUUGAUCAUCUAUCAGUAUGUAGUUUUUAAAAGUGUGUGAAGGUUUAGCUAGCUUACGUCACGACAUUCUCAAAGUGAGAAUCAGUGAGAAUACGAUAAAUACACUUGUCAAAUCAGUGUAUGAUGGCUGGAAUUAAAGAUUAGUAAUUUUGGCAUUUGCUGGAUCUAUUGGUAUGACAUUUGUCAUACUUGGAUGUGCUUUACCAGCAUAUAAAAUAUGGUGGCCAUUCUUUGUUGUAUUAUUCUAUGUAUUGGCACCCAUUCCAACAAUAAUUGCACGUCGCUACACAGAUGAUUAUGGUAGUAAUUCCAAUCCAUGUUUGGAAUUGGCUAUAUUCAUUACUAUGGGUUUUGUUGUAUCAUCUUUUGCUCUUCCUAUGGUCUUAGCAAGAUCACCGGCCAAUGAUCCAGUGAUACAUUGGGGUGCUUGCUACUUGACACUAGCGGGUAAUGUUGUCGUAUAUCUAACUUUAGUGGGAUUCUUUAUAACAUCUGAUCAAGAUGACACUUAUUACAACACAUGCUGAAAUGCUGUACUUCAUUGUACUUAUUUAUUUAAUUUUACAUGGUUUUUGCAAAGCAAGAAUGUAAAUCAUAUACUGCACUGACUGACAGUUGUGAAUUAAUUCUAAGUCAUUACAAAAUUUAUAAUAUACUAAUUAUAAUAUUAUCAUAAGUUGUUCAUAAUACAAUCAGUACUAAUGACACAACAAAUAGUAUUACAGUAAUUAACAUUUAAUUUUAUGGUGAUUUAUUUUGAUAUUAUCAUUUAGUAGCUUAACAUUUUCCAACGUAUAAACGUUCUUACAAAUUAUCUUGGAUAAAAUUAGAAGCACAACUAUGCUAAAACAUGUAAAAUUUAAUAUAUUUCUUUUUAUUAAUCUAAGUUUUCGAUAGCAAUAUCAAUAAAGUUACAAUUUUUUACAUUA